This is a messenger RNA of Tachysurus fulvidraco (yellow catfish), 4831 nucleotides long. RefSeq lists its product as uncharacterized. Lineage: Eukaryota; Metazoa; Chordata; Actinopteri; Siluriformes; Bagridae. The record is from RefSeq and is a predicted model, not a curated record. The transcript is spliced from 14 exons. Bases 154 to 4818 code for a protein of 1554 amino acids. Gene Ontology annotation, molecular function: GTP binding.
UUUUUGUUUCGUUUUCUUCACAAAGUAGUCCAUCCUGUUUUCUGAGUGUACACAAACAAGAUUCUGUUUGUGUACACUCUUCAUUUGUCACUGUACUGUGUGGGGGGUGGUUUGCUCCUUCAGCUCAAGAUACAGGUUGUGACAGCACAGAGAAUGGAUUCAAUUGGAGACCAACCUCAAGAGUCAGAUCUGAGGAUUAUAAUAAUUGGACCCCAUGAGAUAAACGUGGCUUCAAUUGGAAACAUCAUCCUUGGGAGAGAGGUGUUUGUGUCUCAGAAUAGUAGCAAGUGCAUAAAGAGAGAUGGAGAGAUAGCUGGUAGAAAAGUAACAGUAGUAGUCACACCUAAUCGAUGGUCCAGACUUCCUCUGAUUGACACAACAAAACGAGAUAAAGAAGAACUAAUGCUCAGCAUGAUUCUGUGUGAGCCUGGACCUCAUGCCAUCCUUCUAGCCAUUGGUGAGGAGGAGGUCACAAAGGACAUGGCUCUCUCAAUGGAGGAGCACACAGAGCUUCUUGGCCAGGAAGUUUGGGAUCAUACAAUAUUAUUAUACUCAUGUGACAAACAGCAAGAAAAAUGUGUUAAGGAAUCAGGAGAAGCUUUCAAGAGGAUUGCAAAUAAAUGUGGACACAGAUAUCACAUUCUCAGUGACACAAAUCAGGGUGAUAGAAUUCAGGUCAGAGAACUACUAAAGAAGAUAGAUGACAUGGUACAGAAAAACAAAGGCAAACACUGUGAGAUACAUGGGAAGAUCUACCUUGUUCAGAAAUGGAGGGAAGCUGAAGAUAAACGAGCAGAAGAAAGGCUGCAAAAGGCAAAGGAACUGAGAGAGAUGCUGAGAUCAAAAAUGGGAAGCACAAGCCACAGUUCUGAGAUCAGAAUAUUGCUAACAGGCUGUCAGUUUUAUGGAAAAAGCUCAACAGGAAACACAAUCCUGGCACAGGAAGCAUUUGUGACAUUUCCAAAAAAGAGGAUGUCAAAGUGUGUAAAAAGUGAAGGAGACGUUCAAGGAAGGCACGUUAUUGUAGUAGAUACUCCAGGACAAUGGAGAAUUCACCCAGUCGAGUACACUACUGAGCUUUGCAAGCAGGACCUGGUGCUUAGCGUAACUCAGUGUCCACCAGGACCCCACAUUUUGCUUGUUCUUGUCCGUUUAGACAUUUCAUUCUCUGAAAGGAACAAGAAGACAAUUGAGGGUCACUUCCAGCUUUUUGGUGAGAAUGUUUGGAGACACACCAUGGUAUUGUUCACAUGUGGGGACUUUCUGGGAGAAACAACGAUUGAGCAGUUUAUUGAGAGUCAAGGGAAAGCUCUGCAGUGGCUAGUGCAGAAAUGUAACAACAUGUACCAUGUGUUCAACAACAACAAUAAGGAUGAUCGCUCUCAGGUUUCUGAGCUGCUUGAAAAGAUUGAUGAGGUUGUUGCUAGUAACAGUGGUGGCCAUUUUGAAAUGGACCAGAAGAUUUUGCAGGAGGUCCAAAUGAAGAGGAAGAUGGCAGAAGACAAAGCUAAAGAGAGGAGACUGAUGGCAGAAGACAAAGCUAAAGAGAGGAGACUGAUGGCAGAAGACAAAGCUAAAGAGAGGAGACUGAUGGCAGAAGACAAAGCUAAAGAGAGGAGACUGAUGACAGAAGACAAAGCUAAAGAGAGGAGACUGAUGGCAGAAGACAAAGCUAAAGAGAGGAGACUGAUGGCAGAAGACAAAGCUAAAGAGAGGAGACUGAUGGCAGAAGACAAAGCUAAAGAGAGGAGACUGAUGGCAGAAGACAAAGCUAAAGAGAGGAGACUGAUGGCAGAAGAGGCACAAAGAGGACCAACUAGUUCAAUAUCCGGAAAAGGUGACAAAGGAGCCUCGCCUAGUGAUCCUGAGGUCAACAUUGUAUUAAUUGGUUAUAGAAAAGCUGGAAAGACCACAACUGGAAACAUUAUGUUAGGCAAAAACCUUUUUUCCAGACAAAAGACUUUUCAGAGUGAGCAGCAACAUGGACAAGUAGCAGGAAGACAGGUAGCUGUAGUAGACACUCCAGGCUGGGACUGGGUCCAUGAUAUGGAGGAAACACCUGAGCUUGACUGGCAGAUAGUGCAGAGUGUUCACACUCAUUGUUCCAAAGGUGCACCGGUUGUUUUCCUUCUGGUCGUGCGAGCAGCUUUUUCCUUCAAAGAGGUGAACAAACUCAUUACUGAAGAAUAUCUGCAACUUCUUGGUGACUGCAUCUGGAAUUACACCAUAGUGCUGUUCACUACUGGGGCCUGGAUGGAAGACAUAGACAUAGAACUGCACAUUGAGAGUGAAGGGGAUGCACUGCAGUGGCUUGUAGAUAAAUGUGGGAACAGAUACCAUGUUAUGGACACUAAAGGAAAGAAAGCAGCUGUACAAGUCCCUGAACUGAUGAGAAAGAUUGAACAAGUAGUGGCAAAUAACAAGAGCUGUCCUUUUCAGUUAGACAAAGAAAUCUGUGAGAAAUUUGAGAACCAAUGUUCCACUGCCAGCAAUCAAACCUCACAAAGGAUGUUACACGUCAGAAAGGAACACGGCAGCAUGGGCUUGCUUCCACCUUACAUGGAUGAUGGUGAUGAUGAUGAUGAUAAGAGCUCUGGAAUUAGCUCAGCUUCAUCUAUGCAGCAUAUGAGACUUCAUCUACUUCACGUUGUGACAGCACAGAGAAUGGCUUCAAUUGGAAACCCACCUCAAGAGUCAGAUCUGAGGAUUAUAAUAAUUGGACCCCAUGAGAUGAACGUGACUUCAAUUGGAAACAUCAUCCUUGGGAGAGAGGUGUUUGUGUCUCAGAAUAGUAGCAAGUGCAUAAAGAGAGAUGGAGAGAUAGCUGGUAGAAAAGUAACAGUGGUAGUCACACCUAAUUGCUGGUCCAGACUUCCUCUGAUUGACACAACAAAACGAGAUAAAGAAGAACUAAUGCUCAGCAUGAUUCUGUGUGAGCCUGGACCUCAUGCCAUCCUUCUAGCCAUUGAAACAGCAAGAAAAAAGGAAUCAGGAGAAGCUUUCAAGAGGAUUGCAAAUAAAUGUGGACACAGAUAUCACAUUCUCAGUGACACAAAUCAGGGUGAUAGAAUUCAGGUCAGAGAACUACUAAAGAAGAUAGAUGACAUGGUACAGAAAAACAAAGGCAAACACUGUGAGAUACAUGGGAAGAUCUACAUUGUUCAGAAAUGGAGGGAAGCUGAAGAUAAAAGUGCAGAAGAAAGGCUGCAAAAGGCAAAGGAUCUGAGAGAGAUGCUGAGAUCAAAAAUGGGAAGCACAAGCCACAGUUCUGAGAUCAGAAUUUUGCUAACAGGUUAUCAGUUUUCUGGAAAAAGCUCAACAGGAAACACAAUCCUGGCACAGGAAGCAUUUAUGACACUUCCAAAAAAAAGGAUGUCAAAGUGUGUAAAAAGUGAAGGAGACGUUCAAGGAAGGCACGUUAUUGUAGUAGAUACUCCAGGACGAUGGAGAAUUCACCCAUUCAAGUACACUACUGAGCUUUGCAAGCAGGACCUGGUGCUUAGCGUAACACAUUGUCCACCAGGACCCCACAUUUUGCUUGUGUUUGUCCGUUUAGACACUUCGUUCACUGAAAUGAACAGGAGGGCAACGGAGGAACACUUGCAGCUUUUUGGUGAGAAUGUUUGGAGACACACCAUGGUACUGUUCACCUGUGGGGACUUUCUGGGAGAAACAACGAUUGAGCAGUGUAUUGAGAGUCAAGGGUCAGCUCUGCAGUGGCUAGUGCAGAAAUGUAACAACAUGUACCAUGUGUUCAACAACAACAUAAAGGAUGAUCGCUCUCAGGUUUCUGAGCUGCUUGAAAAGAUUGAUGAGAUUGUUGCUAAUAACGGUGGUGGCCAUUUUGAAAUGGACCAGAAGAUUUUGCAGGAGGUCCAAAUGAAGAGGAAGAUGGCAGAAGACAAAGCUAAAGAGAGAAGACUGAUGGCAGAAGACAAAGCUAAAGAGAGGAGACUGAUGGCAGAAGAGGCACAAAGAGGAUCAACUAGUUCAAUAUCUGAAAAAGGAGCCUCGCCUUGUGAUCCUGAGCUCAACAUUGUAUUAAUUGGUUAUAGAAAAGCUGGAAAGACCACAACUGGAAACAUUAUGUUAGGCAAAAACCUUUUUUCCAGACAAAAGACUUUUCAGAGUGAGCAGCAACAUGGACAAGUAGCAGGAAGACAUAUAGCUGUAGUAGACACUCCAGGCUGGGACUGGGUCCAUGAUAUGGAGGAAACACCUGAGCUCGACUGGCAGAUAGUGCAGAGUGUUCACACUCAUUGUUCCAAAGGUGCACCGGUUGUUUUCCUUCUGGUCGUGCGAGCAGCUUUUUCCUUCAAAGAGGUGAACAAACUCAUUACUAAAGAAUAUCUGCAACUUCUUGGUGACUGCGUCUGGAAUCACACCAUAGUGCUGUUCACUACUGGGGCCUGGAUAGAAGACAUAGACAUAGAACUGCACAUUGAGAGUGAAGGGCAUGCACUGCAGUGGCUUGUAGAUAAAUGUGGGAACAGAUAUCAUGUUAUGGACACUAAAGGAAAGAAAGCAGCUGUACAAGUCCCUGAACUGAUGAGAAAGAUUGAACAAGUGGUGGCAAAUAACAAGAGCUGCCCUUUUCAGUUAGACAAAGAAAUCUGUGAGAAAUUUGAGAAGCAAUCUUCCAUUGUCAGCAAUCAAACCUCACAAAGUAUGUUACACAUCAGAAAGGAACACGGCAGCAUGAACUGGCAUCCACCUAACAUGGAUGAUGAUUAUGAUGAAGAUUCUGAUAAGAGCUCUGGAAUUAGCUCAGCUUCAUCUCUGCAGCAUGAGACUUCAUCUACUCCACCAUUAAAGUAGGCAAAAUAAUGAA